Molecule: messenger RNA, 712 nt
Organism: Hibiscus syriacus
Lineage: Eukaryota; Viridiplantae; Streptophyta; Magnoliopsida; Malvales; Malvaceae
Product: translationally-controlled tumor protein homolog
Exons: 5
Coding region: 47-553 (168 amino acids)
Cellular component (GO): cytoplasm
Molecular function (GO): calcium ion binding
Source: RefSeq, a predicted model, not a curated record
CAAAAAUCGAAAUUUAAGCCCUCAAAGUAAUUAAUUUUCAGUCAACAUGUUGGUUUACCAAGAUCUUCUCACUGGGGAUGAGCUUCUCUCUGAUUCUUUCCCGUACAAAGAAAUCGAGAAUGGAAUUCUCUGGGAAGUCGAAGGGAAGUGGGUUGUUCAAGGAGCUGUCAAUGUCGAUAUUGGGGCUAACCCUUCAGCCGAAGGCGGAGAUGAAGACGAAGGUGUCGAUGACCAAGCCGUCAAAGUUGUCGACAUCGUCGACACUUUCAGACUUCAAGAGCAACCCGCGUUCGACAAGAAGCAAUUCGUAACCUUUGUGAAGAGGUACAUCAAGAACUUGACACCCAAGUUAGAGCCCGAAAAGCAAGAGACAUUCAAGAAGAACAUAGAAGGCGCUACUAAAUAUUUGCUUUCCAAGAUCAAAGAUUUCCAAUUCUUUGUGGGUGAGAGCAUGCAUGAUGAUGGUAGCCUGGUCUUUGCAUACUACAAAGAAGGCGCCACCGAUCCCACCUUCCUAUACUUUGCCCAUGGCUUGAAGGAAGUCAAGUGUUAACCGAGUCUCAACACCCGGUAUCGGACCGGCUUUGCUAUAUAUAGCUGAAUUUAGUUUAAUUCUAGAUACAAGUAGUUCUAAACUAUAUAUCUAUUGUUUUCUUAGCUAAUUUAGAUCAUUUGAUAUAUGGAUAUGCUUGAAACUAAGUUUUGGUUGUGA